Molecule: messenger RNA, 1336 nt
Organism: Elephantulus edwardii (Cape elephant shrew)
Lineage: Eukaryota; Metazoa; Chordata; Mammalia; Macroscelidea; Macroscelididae
Gene: PTHLH
Product: parathyroid hormone-like hormone
Exons: 4
Coding region: 327-860 (177 amino acids)
Biological process (GO): osteoblast development; regulation of chondrocyte differentiation; bone mineralization
Cellular component (GO): extracellular region
Molecular function (GO): peptide hormone receptor binding; hormone activity
Source: RefSeq, a predicted model, not a curated record
CGCCAAGAAACCGACUCCAGUGAGGGGAACUUUUUCUUCUUUUUUGGAGGGGACUAACCCUGCUCCAAGAACGCAGGAGAGCUGCCGGCCAGAUUAAUUAGACAUUGCCAUGGGAGACGUGUAAACACACUACUCAUCAUUGAUGCAUAUAUAAAACCAUUUCAUUUUCGCUAUUAUUUCAGAGGAAGCGCCUCUGAUUCUACCCCCUCCUCCUUUUCUCUCUUUUUUUUUUUUUUUUUUUUUGGUCCUUUUUCGCCUGUGUGGUUUGGAAAAGGCAGAGUUGGAAUAGCCGAUUCCUAAAUAAAUCCCUAAAGCUAGAGGAUACGAUGCUGCGGAGGCUUGUUCAGCAGUGGAGCGUCGCAGUGUUCCUGCUGAGCUACUCUGUGCCCUCCUCUGGCGGUUCCUUGGAGGGACUCGGCCGCCGACACAAAAGAGCUGUGGCAGAACACCAGCUCCUCCAUGACAAGGGGAAGUCCAUUCAAGAUUUACGACGACGAUUCUUUCUUCACCAUCUGAUUGCAGAAAUCCACACAGCUGAAAUCAGAGCUACCUCGGAGGUUUCCCCUAACUCCAAGCCUGCUCCCAACACGAAGAACCACCCUGUCCGAUUUGGGUCUGAUGAUGAGGGCAGGUAUCUAACUCAGGAGACCAACAAAGUGGAGACGUACAAAGAGCAGCCCCUGAAGACGCCUGGGAAGAAGAAGAAAGGCAAACCUGGGAAACGCAAGGAACAAGAAAAGAAAAAACGGCGAACUCGGUCGGCCCGGUUAGACUCUGGAGUAGCUGGGAGUGGACUGGAAGGGGACCACUUGACUGACAACUCGGCGACAUCGCUGGAGCGCAACUUACGGAGGCACUGAAAUUUUCAGCAGAGGCCUUCAGAGAACAUAUUGCAGAAUUCUGUAAUAAUGAACAUAUGGAAAGUAUUAGAAAUAUUUAUUGUCUGUAAAUACUGUAAAUGCAUUGGAAUAAAACUGUCUCCCUCAUUGCUCUACAAAACUGCACAUUGGUCAUUGUGAAUAACUUUUUUUUUGCCAAGGCUAAUCCAAUUAUUAUUAUCACACUUACCAUAAUUUAUUUUGUUGACUGAUGUAUUUAUUUUGUAAAUGUAUCUUGGUGCUGCUGAAUUUCUAUAUUUUUUGUAACAUAAUGCACUUUAGAUAUACAUAUCAAGUAUGUUGAUAAAUGACACAAUAAAGUGUCCCUAUUUUGUGGUUAAUUUUAAUGAAUGCCUAAAUAUAAUUAUCCAAAUUGAUUUUUCUCUGUGCAUGUAAAAAUAGCAGUAUUUUAAAUUUGUAAAGAAUGUCUAAUAAAAUAUAAUCUAAUUACAUCAUGA